Molecule: messenger RNA, 13624 nt
Organism: Monodelphis domestica (gray short-tailed opossum)
Lineage: Eukaryota; Metazoa; Chordata; Mammalia; Didelphimorphia; Didelphidae
Source: RefSeq, a predicted model, not a curated record
GGAGGUGCAAGAGGCAGGCUCCAACAAGGGGUGUGGCUUGAUCAGGGGCGGGGCCCAGGCCGGGGCGGGCUUUCCGGGUUUUAAACUUUGCUUUUCCGUUCCCCUAUGCUUCCCCCAUUCUUCCCUCCCCCUGGUCCUGGGUUCCUGCGCAGUUUGUCCUGUCCCGGAGGAGGGACGCCUUCUGGGACCCCCCAGACCUGGGAUGGAGAGCCUGGAGGAGUGCGGAGAGGACGCGGGGCUGCAGCCCGGCAAGCCCGCCCAGGCCUCCGUGAAGUUCAAGGAUGUGGCCGUGGACUUCACCUGGGAGGAGUGGAGGCUCCUGGACCCUCCCCAGAAGGAGCUGUUCUGGGAGGUGAUGCUGGAGAACUACAGGAACCUGGUCUGCCUGGACCUUGCUGAUUCAAACAAGGAUGUGAUGAUGUCUAAGCUGGAGUCAGGGGAACCACAUUGGAUUCCAACUGGUGGUGUCCUAAGAAGCUGCUGGCCAGGUUGGGAAUUGAGGCCUCAGACCAAGGAGUCAGCUCCCAAGAUGAAUAUUUCUGUGAAAGUAUUAACCCAGGAAAAGUCCUUGGAGGAUGAUCCAAGAAUCUGCAAGAUGGAGAAAGCCUGGGAGUGUGAUGGCAGAUUGAAGAGAAAGCGGAGCAUGGAGGGGAAACCUUCUAGAGGAAUAAAAAUAAUCCAAGCAGAACCUCCCAGUGAGGCUGGAGGCUCUGACUAUGGUAAAUACAGUCAGACCUCUAGCCCAGAACCAGGCCUUUUUCCACAACAGGGAGCAUCUGUAGUUAUGCAGGGCCAGAAAGAAGAUAACCAGAGAGGGCGUUCCACCAGGUAUUUGAACCAAGGACAAUGUGAUCAAAUCCAUUCCAGGAAGAAAUGUCGUAAGGUUAAAAAAUGUCAGAAUAAAGUGCUGGGUCAUGAUUUGGGCUGCAUAAAAAACCGUGGAAUUCUUUCUGAAGAGAAAGUUUAUGAAAGGGGGAAUUCUUUCCCUAGUAUUAAUGAACUUGGUCCACACCAGAGAACUGAUAGGGAGACAAAGUGUAAUGAAUUAACUAAACAGAGGAAGACAGGUCGUGCUGAACAUUACUCUCAUCGUCAGAGUACAGAGAGACGGUACAAAUGCAAUGAAUGUGGAAAGGCCUUCCAGGAAAAGGGGUCUCUUAAAAAACAUUACAGAAUGCACACUGGAGAGAAACCUUUUAAAUGCAGUGAAUGUGGGAAAGCCUUUUGUAGAAGCACAAGCCUAACUAUACAUCAGAGAUCUCAUACUGGAGAGAGACCAUAUGAAUGCAAUGAAUGUGGGAAGGCAUUCCGGUCAAAGUCUCACCUUUCAGAACACUGGAGAACUCAUGCGGGAACAGGACUUCACAAAUGCCACAUAUGCGGGAAAGCAUUCUAUAGCAAGUAUAAUCUUACUAAUCACAGUAGAAUUCAUACUGGAGAGAAACCCUAUGAAUGCAGUGAAUGUGGAAAGACCUUCCGCCUGAAGUCAAGUCUUACAUGUCACUUCCGUAAUCAUACUGGAGAGAAACCUUUUAAAUGUAGUGAAUGUGGGAAAGCCUUUUCUAGAAGCACAAGCCUAACUAUACAUCAGAGAUCUCAUACUGGAGAGAAACCAUAUGAAUGCAAUGAAUGUGGGAAGACAUUCCCGUCAAACUCUCACCUUUCAGAACACCGGAGAACUCAUGCACGAACAGGAGUUCAUGACUGCAAGGAAUAUGGGAAGACGUUCUGGUCACGCUCUAACCCUUCAGACCACCGAAAGAGUACUCAUGCAGGAACAGGAAUUCACGAAUGCAAUGUAUGUGGGAAAGCAUUCUCUAAGAAGUAUAAUCUUACUAUUCACAGUAGAAUUCAUACUGGAGAGAAACCCUAUGAAUGCAGUGAAUGUGGAAAGACCUUCCGCCUGAAAUCAAGUCUUACAUUUCACUUCAGUAAUCAUACUGGAGAGAAACCUUUUCAAUGCAGUGACUGUGGGAAAGCCUUUUCUAGAAGCACAAGUCUAACUAUACAUCAGAGAUGUCAUACUGGAGAGAAACCAUAUGAAUGCAGUGAAUGUGGGAAAACAUUCCGGUCAAGUUCUGAACUUUCAAGACACAGGAGAACUCAUGCAGGAAUAUGACUUCAUGAAUGCAAUAUAUGUGGGAAAGCAUUCUCUAGGUAGUAUGAUCUUACUACUCACAGUAGAAUUCAUACUGGAGAGAUGAGAGAGACUAGCUCUACCAAGUAAUUGAAGAGAUCCCAAGACAGAGUGGGGGAGAUGAGAAAAUAGGUUUGGGGUUCAGGAUGGCCAGAGGUAAGCUGUUAGCUAAUCAAGGCAAAGUUUAUUGAUUAUGCUUUCCAUUAUAUAGAGAGUCUGAAACAGGAUAAGGUCUUAGGUGAGCUUUUUAUAUUCUCAAUGGAAGGUAAUGAUGUACAAGUUUGGUACAAACGGUUUGGUUAAUUUCAUUGAAUGUAGACAGUUUUCUAUAGGCUGAUAAAUCAAUGUCAAUAUGUUACUACCUAACUGAGAUUGCCAGAGAAUGCUUGCAUCAGUAGUUUUUGGAAGAACAUGCUGUUACAGCAGGAGGUGUGGAAAAGGAGGGGUUUGAAGCCUCAGUCUACAUGUCUAACUUUAGCUGAGCUAUGGUUUCAGUUUUACUGAGGGUCUGCUUCGUCCAGAGCUUGCUCUUAGGGUCUCAGACUUUUUCUCUUUUUACCUAAAUUAGAUAGGAGGAUAAACUGAAUAAAUGCUUGAUUUCAUUUUUGCUUUCUGAGAUGGAAACAGGGUAUCGACAUUUGGGUCUGAAUACCAGGGACCAGGAGUAUGUACUGAAAGAAUGACAAGGAAUAGGGUUUUGGAGGUGGAAUGAUAUCAGUUACAGAUGCAAUGGAUGGGGAUCCUUGGAAUAGUUGGACUGGGGUAAAACAAAGGAUGAGGCCGCCACUUAUUAACAUAAAAUUGGGAAAAUGUUUUAUGGAGAAGUGGCUUAGUUAAGAUUCAUCAGUCUUGGGGAGGCUUGCUACCUCCAGGAAUUGUUCUGACAUAUAAACUGUUCUUUUGGCUUGUCCCCAAGUCAUGGGUUCUGAGGCUUGGGUCCUCUUUGUUCACAAAGGUCCUCUGUCACAUAUGUCUGUUGCUUCUGGCUUGAUGACUUGGUGUGGAUCCAGUAUUAGGAAAAACCUUAACCACAAUGUUAUAUAAUUCUAUCAAAAACUGAUAGUUCUGGGAUGGGUGAUGUUCCUUUCAAAUGCAGUAUGGUUGGUAUAGAUUUACUAUGGUAUUCUUUUUUUUUCUGAUCAAUAUGCCUAGUCUUUGUUUACUCUAAAAUGAAUCAUUUUUCCAGCUUUAUUAGUGACUUGGAAUAGAACCAACAUUAUCCUCAUACAUAACGAUUUUUUUUUGAACACUGUCAUAACCCAUUUACCUUAAACUUUUAGUUUAUAGUACAAGUCAUAAAACACAUUUUCAGUUUUUGUAUACUCAUGAUUGCACAAACUAUGUUUUGGUAACACUCAAUAUAUAACAAUUUAGUUGAAAACAUUUUCUUUUUUAAGUAGUUAUACCUAUGACAUGUUAAUUAGAGAUUAAUCAGCGUCUUGGUGACCUAAAGUCAUUGUUAAAAUAGUUUUUGAGUCUGCUUUGUUUAAAAAUUUGAAGCUGUUUAUUGUACAAUUUGCAUUUAGUAUAAAGACACAUUCUCAAUUUUUUCCAUAAAAUGUACAAUCUUUCAUUUCUGCUAUUUCCAUAUAGGUAUUGAGUAGUUUACUCAACUGCUAUUGUUUAUUUAAAUGUGUCUUUUUUACUGAUAUGUACCAUUUUAAAAAUCUCUUUACUUUUGGCUUUCGUUACAGUAUUAUUUUUUUAUAUCAGAUCAAAAUUUUAUGAAGCUCUGGUAAAAUGGAGACUUGAACCCCGGACUUCAAUCCCCAGAAGUCCUUGCUGUAGUUCCUAAGAUGCUCUCUAAUCCCACCAGAAGUCCUUACCUGGGCAAGAUCAAAAUUUCUAUUUAAACUUGCUGUAAAGCCUACUACUCUCUCUUCCUACUUCCGCUUCCAAAUGCACAUGGCUCUCUACCUAGCAGGCAAGAUGUGAGUGGUUGUGAAUGGGCUCUCUGGGCCUAGACACGUGCUUUCUCAUUUUGUAUUUUCUUUAUAUUGUUAAUCUUUAAUAAACCUCUAUUAAAUAUAAUCUUUCCAGCAGAGAAACUAAUCUUAACUGUUACAGUUUUGGCUUACCAUGUUGGAAAAACGAAAUGCUCUUAAUCUUCUGAUUCUUUUCUUUACUGAUCUUUAGUUCAGCCUUUAAAAGCUACUGCCUAGAAUUUUUUUUUUAAGUCACAUUUCUCUAGCCAAGGUUUUUUAUCCUCGCAAAGCUAUUGCUGAUCCAGCUUGUUCCAGCCAUUAGAUAACUCAGUGGCUCCUGGCCUGGCCCUGCCCUGCCCGGCCCUGCCUGCCUGCAACCAUCCCCUCCAUACCUGUUUGCUGUUUGACCCAGAUUGCCGCUCACCUGGUCCCCUGCUUGCCUGCAUUCCUGUCCCUGCCCUGCCCACUGCAGUGGUCUCUCUCUCACUCACCUGGCCCAGCUGAUCACCCAGGCUGCUGGUAGCAUACCCAAUUUCUUCAGGAUCAAAAAUCAGCUGGUAACAAAAAAGGGGGGGGUAAUUUUCCCUUAGGCUACGAUUAGCCUCCACGUGGACUGAGGGCAGAGGAUCACAGAAGGGGAAAAAGAAAGGGAAAGAAGGAAGAGACUUUUCCAAACAGAAACUUAUAAGCAAUGGGGUAUUUAAAAGGAUAUCUUUUAACUAUAUUGAUAAUUUCAUCUACUUUAGCUAAUCCCAGGGCAUAUACCCCUAGAAGCCUCAAAAAAAAAAAAGAGCACCCCUCAUUUAUAACUCUUCAGCUCACUACUUCCGCCAGAAUGAUAUCUAGAUUUCUUGAUGAUGUUCUAAACCCAAAAUGAAUUUUUCUUUGUUUGAAAAUAUGUUUGCAAAGGUUGAAAGAUUUGGUACGUUUGUAAAAAUUGUGACAAAUAUCCACCAAUUCAUAGGCUUUUUAAAAUGCCAUACAGCAAAUUAUGUGAAAUAUGAUAGUGGGUUUAUUUGUUAUUGUAAUUAAUUGGGCUAUUAAGAAUUUUGGGGAUACUGAUUCCAAGCGAUUUGUACUAGUGUUCAGUUCAUCUGCUUUUACUCACAGUGGAUCAUGGCCAGAUAUGAAGAGGUAAUGGAUCUCAUUUUUGGUGAGAAAGCCUUGUAUUCUUUAUUUUCGUAGCUGACACAGUGUUUCAAUGAUUAUAACCUAUAUUUUUAUUUUUAAAACUCUUUUAUUAUAUUUUUUCUUCCAUGUGCAAUAUACUGUUUCAGUCUUUUAUUUUUUUCUCUCCUUUUUAUAUUUGGAGCACAUGUCACCAGUAUUAAGAAUUUUCUUUAACUUUUUGAUUUUGCAGUAAUAUAAGUUUAAAACACAUUUGCUAAUGCAUGCCCCAAAAAGCUUGAGACUAUAAAAAUGAAUGUCACUAAUUGUUUAAAAAAAAUUAUGGGACUUUGCUUAAUGAUUCUGUCUGAUUCCAGGACAAGAUAUACAAAAGAGCCAUUGCACAGGGCCAAAGAUAAAACAAUCCAGGAUGGAUUGAUGCUCUUCUAAGCCAAUACAAAGGACUUGAACCUAGUGUGAAGACUCAGAGUUGCUAUGUUUAACAUACAUUUUGAUAUAGGCAUUCCCUGUAUCUACACUCACUCUUUGUAAAAAUACUUACAGACAAGUACCCAAACUCAGCUCCUAUAAAUCUAGUCCCUUUUCUGCUUUCAUAGUGUGGUAAACUUUCUGUAGUCCUGGCUACUGACUGCGCAAAUGCAUCAUUGCUUAGAUCAUUUUAAUUGGGCCCUGAUUCAAGGACCUGUUAUAGAUUUAUUUUUCCUUUACUUGGAAUUUUUACACAUAAGACUUUGAUAGUCUAUAUUUUCAUCUAGAAAUUAUUAUUUUUUCUUUGGAUUUUUCUGAUGACUUUUUAAUUUCUCUUACCAAUUGGUUCAUAUACCUCAUAACUCAGCCAUGCAUCUCUAAGUGAUCCUAUGUUUUUUAAUCACCCUUUUAACGGGAAAAUGUAAAAAAUAAUAUUAUUUUAAAUUGCAAAGUUUAAAUUCCUUUUAAGAACAAUUUUAGGUAAAAAUAGAUGCUACCUCUCUGAAUCCAGAAACUGAACUGUUUGGAGAAGACACCAUGAAAAAGCCUCCAGACCACAAGCUGCACGAGAAGAUCAAGAAUGAACUUUGGAUGUGGUUGAUUGAACAAUUAUUUGUAUCUAUACUUUCAUGCCAAAGGGGACUGCCCCCCACCUGGCUUUUGUCAAUGCGUCUAGCAAUUAUUGGUUUUGUUUUGUUUUUUCCUCUUAUCCUCAAAUUAUUAUAAUCCUUAAGUUGAUUAUGUUUUCAUGAUCCUUUGGGGAAACUCUUUUUCCCAAAUGCUCAAACAGGGGAAUGUAAAAAUGGAGAUUUGAACCCCGGACUUCAAUCCCCAGAAGUCCUUGCUGUAGUUCCCAAGAUGCUCUCUAAUCUCACCAGAAGUCCUUACCUGGGCGAGAUCAAAAUUUCUAUUUAAACUGGCUGUAAAGCCUACUACUCUCUCUUCCUACUUCUACUUUCAAGCACAUGCGGCUCUCUACCUAGCAGGCAAGAUGUGAGUAGCUGUGAAUGGGCUCUCUGGGCCUAGACACAUGCUUUAUUUUGUAUUUUCUUUAUAUUUUUAAUCUUUAAUAAACCUCUAUAAAAUAUAAUACUUCUAGCAGAGAAACUAAUUUUAACUGAUACAGCUGCUAAUUAGCACCUUGGGUUUUAAUUUUCUGUUUACUGUGAAGACAGGGUUAAUAAGUUUUGGGGGAGAGGCAGCUGGGAAGCUUAGUGGAUUGAGAGCCAUGCCUAGAGAUGGGAGAUCCUAGGUUCAAAUGUGGCCUUAGACAUUUCCCAACUCUGUGACCCUGGACAAAUCACUUGACCCCCAUUGCCUAGCCCUUACCACUCUUCUGCCUUGGAACCAAUAUACAGUAUUGAUUCCAAGAUGGAAGGUAAGGGUUUUUUUUUUUUUUAAGUUUGUAGGAAAUUCUGAAUCUUUAGCAAUAUGAUCUAAAAGUCGUCCUGCUGGUGAUUUUAUCUUCGCUUCAUAUCCCAGUUGUAAAUGUGAAAUUUGGUGGUUGGACUUAAAUUAUAUGAAAUAAUGUGAACACUGAAAUUAUGAUAUCUCAAGUCAGAAGUUUAUUUACCAGAAUAGAAGGGGGGAAACAAUAAAGUAGAAAAAUGUGAAACAGGUUAGAGAAAAUACCUAUACUAGUCCUCAGCCAGGAGGGCUGGUAGUGAGUAACCACAAAGCCUCCUCCAAGAUGGAAGCUAGUCUCUUAGGAAACUAGGAAGGGAUUCAGCCUUUUCACUCAUUCAACAAAGUAGUCCAGGAGCCUGAAUCUAAGUUGAAGUCAUGACCCAAGGCACAGUCUCCAGGGUGAAGUUCCCUUGAAGACUAUCUCCAGGAAACUCAGCUUCAGGAGACUGACCCAGCAGAAGGAUUUCCUGGCUUUUUGGGUGGUUUCCUGUUCCUGUCUUUCUUCACAGGGACCAAUCACAAUUUCCAAAUUGUGCAGCCCUGCCCAGGGGCAGUGUCUCUGGGAUUGACUUCUCACAUCUAGAGGUGUUAACUCUCCUCCUAGGAUUCACAUGUUUCUGAGUUAUCUCUCAGAUCCCAAGGUCACCUUGUAAGAUUAAAAAUUAACAUCUGAAUACUCCAAGUAUUAUAUUUUAUAAAGUUUAUUAUUAAAUACUUGAUGCAUAAGGAAAAUAAUAGCCUCAGUAUAGAAAGAAAGCUUCCUAGGACCCCACACAUGGUUGUGAGAGCUCAGGGAACCAUCAGAACAGAGAAAAAGAGUGGAGUUACACGUAACUUAUUUACCAAAUAUGAGGACAUGGAUGAAGGGAAAAGGCUUCUCGGAGAAGAAGUCUAACAGUUCAAGAUCAAGGAGGAUACAGGAAUACACAUAGGAAUCACAGGGAUACAUGGUAGAGUUAUAAGGAACAUGAAUCAAUUAUCAGAAAUAUCAAAGAAUCCAAAAUUAAAAAAAAAAAACCUCCAAGUGAAAAAUAUCAACAACGUAAAAAAAAUUCUAGGAAGAAGGAAAAAAUUCACAAAUCAGAGAACAGGUUCUUAUAGCAGUCCAUGUCCCAUAAGCCUGCAAUGACAAUCACUAACUCACCCAGUUUAGCAGCCUGGACUACAAUAUGUUGUCACAUCAUGAAAGAAAAUAGAAAAAGAGACUAGAUCUCGAAACAAAUGGGAAAUAGAUUUCCCUGGUUGGAUGCUAUUCUUCACUUUUUGGAAUAAUGGAGCCAGAACAAAUAAUGUUAAGUGCUUGAUAGAGCAUAUGGUAGAAGGAAGUCCUGCAUUUAACAUGUUAAACAGCCACAAUCUUGGGUCUCAAACAUGAUCAAGUCCUUGCUCUGAGAAGAAUGUCACUUGUGCUCCUUUGUGGUGUAUUUUCUUGAUUCAGACAUAUUUAUUGAGCAAAUACAAACAGUUAAAAAAUAUUCAAUAUCGGUGACAUGUAUUUCAAAUAUAAAAAAAUGAAAGAAAAAAUCAAAUACUGUAUUGCACUUGUAGGAAAAAAAUAUUAAAAACAUAUAUUUCACAAUCACAGAUGUGAAGUAUAAAGGCUACUUUCUGAAAAAUAAGAUUCAUUUCCUCUUUAACUUGCCAUAAUCCACAGUGUGAGUGCAAAUGAGGUAGAUAAAGGAAUGGAAGUAUAGAAGCAAUAAUACAUUCAAGAAAAUACAAAAGAAAUUUACAGAAGGCACAAAAUGUUACAAAAGGCACAUCAAGUCAAUAUAGGUCACUAAUACAGGUUUUCUUUUUUGAGGUAAUAUAUGUAUUGUCCUACAAGGGAAAUUGUUCAAGUACACAGAUCAACCAAAUACAGUGAAACAAAAUAGUACAGGUCCAGCAAUAGGGAAGUCUUAUCACAAUCCAUAUGGAGCUUGUAUGUGCCCAGGGCUCAGGUCAGCCCCAGAAGCAAUGAGGUAGCACCUACUGUGUGCCUCGCUGGUUUCUGGGUGCCAGAGAGGCCACCGGGAAAGGGGAGGCAGGCUGUGUAGGAGCCGUCUCUUCAACCUUUGGAGGAGAGGGAAGAGCCUGGCUUGCGGAUGGUGAGAAGGUCUGAGACUCCUGUCCCAGGAAAAGUCCCGGAAAUGUGGGGGGCAGGGGAGGGGCCUGGAGCUAUCCAUGGCAGAGCAGAGCACUUGGGGAGCUGGAGACAGGGAUGAAGAUGAUGAAAGAGGAGGAGAGGGAGAGGGGAGAGGGAGGAAAGGAAUGAAAAUUGGAAAAGGGGGUUGAGGAGUGGAGAAGAAAGCCAAGGGGAAGUGGGGGAUGGAGAAGCGGGAAGAGAGUGCAGGUGGAGGCAAGGAGGCCCCUCCCUACCCAGGUCCUGCCCCCAUUCAGAGCUAGGCCCACAGCGGGUAAGGUCGAGUCAUCUCCUCUAGGACUGGACAAGCUUGGGCAGUGGGGGCUCAGAAAACCAGGAGGGAAGAAGAAGUAAUUUUCCAGGAAAAAUCUGGAGUACCAAGCUCCAGAGUUCCAGUAGCUCCGCCCUGAGUUCUCUGCGGCUGCGCGGUCUCUCCCUCUGGCAGCAGGGGGCGCGACCUGGGCCAGCAUCCUGUGCGAGGAAGUGUCCAUUGGCUAUCUCGGAGGGGGACACGCCCUCUUAUCGCAAAGAGCCUAUGAAAGGAGAUUUCUUAGACAGGCCUAUGCAUUCUGCACCUUAGCUAGUCUGGCUGAAGGUUAUAAAUGCCCUCUCCUGUGGCUCACUGGAGGCACAUGGGAGAGAAACAACCGCUUCCAUCUUUGGCUCCAGAAAAUGGACACAGGGUUGUCUGGGAUGUUGGGGGGGCCUCUGGGCACCAGAAGGGGCAUGCCCAGGGUUCUGGCUGUGGUUCUCAUGGAUCCAAGUUUCCCAAACCCCAGUUUGGCCAUGCCCUUGCAGGUGCCUCCUCUAGGAGAAUCCUUUCCCCAGUCUCCUGACUGUCUUCUCAGCUCAGCCCCAGCGUCCCACCUGCGGGGACAGUCCACAGGGAUGACCUCUCCAUGUUGUGCCCCCACCCUUCCUUUCUCACAGAAUCACAGUCAUGGUUUCCCCUGCUCUGGCUGAGACCUGUGUGGGACCCUACCCCGAUCUAAUACAGUGUACUCAGUUACCCCACACUGUCCAGACAGAUUCCCCCUGGUGGGGGGGAAGAGGUAGGGUAGACCUGUAUUCAGGCCUCAUACCCAGGGAUGCCCCAUAUCACUCCCCACAGCCCCUGACCCUGUUGUCAUCCCCUCCUCUAGUACUCCUCUUCCCCUCCCCCAAAAGGCCCAGGCCUGAUCCUUGGGGCUCCUGCUGGCUUGAGAUGCCCCUGGGAGUGAGCUAAGGGGGUCCCAGAGGAAAUCCUGAGGGAGAAAUCUCCUGCCUCAACGAUAGGAUGUCUACUUAUGGAUCCAAGAAAAUCAACUGAAGGACUAGUGGAAAGAACUGAUAACUUGAGCAAAGUUUCAGGCUAGACCCACUUAAAGCAUCAGCAUUUCUAGAUAUUUCCAACAAAACUUGACAGUGAGAGUGAGAAAGAGAAAUUCCAUUUAAAAUCAUGUCUUGGGGAGCUUCUGGGUAAACAUAGCGGCAGUCUAGACACAAGACUCGUCCUCUCCUCAACGCCCACGGAUAUAGACUACCUCAAAAGACCAAAAAAGUCAAAUUCAUAAGAACAAGGGACUCUACAGUAGGGUGUAGCAUUGAAGAGCCAAAGUCAGAGCCAGCACACAUGAGAAUCAGUGAGGGAGAGGCACCUCUAGAGUGAGUAAGGGCACAUCUAGAAUGAGAAAGGGGCACCUCUAGGUCCUUGGGAGCUAAGACCACCAAAGAUCUACCCCUGAGAGCAGCUACACCUGAAACCCCAGCAGGCUGAAGAGCACAUACCGUGGGCACUCUCAGGGAAAUAGCACAGAGAAUGGCAGCAAACAGCAGAAGCUGCAGAGAUUUGAGAGCUUGCCUCAGGCAAAAUCCUUGCUCCUUAGCUCUAAACACAGAAAGCCUGCCCAUCUCACUCAGAUUUCUGACUAAAAAGGGAAGGAAAAACUUCCACAGUGAUGGCAAAUUGUGCCCAGGAUCAACAACCUCCCUCCAAGAAAAACAGGAAGAAGGGGUUGACCCUGGAAAAUUUUUACAGAGGAAAAACCCAGGCUACAGAGGAAACAGGAGAAAAUUCAAACAAACCCAAAAGUGUCCAAAAACAAUGGAAAUUGUUCACAAGUUCUUGAAGAAUUUAAAUUGGAGCUUAUUAAAAAAAAUGGAAGCCUUCUGUCAAGAAAAGUGGGAAAUAAUUCAAAGAAAAAAUAACAGUUUAAAGGACAAGAACUGCCAAUUGGAUAAACAGCUGGAAGCCACGAAAAGCAGGGUAGACCAAAUUGAAAAGGAAAAUCAAAAGAUUAUUGUGGAAAAUCAGUCCUUAAAGACCAGAAUUAGGCAACUGGAAAAGAGCAAGAAUUAAUAAAGCAAAGUUAAAAGACUGACAAAAUAGAAGAAAACAUAAAAUAUCUCACUGACGAGAUGACAGAUCAGGAAAACCAGUCACAAUGAGACAAUUUGAGAAUCAUAGGUCUACCUGAAAAGCCAGAAAUAAUAAAAAAUCUUGACAUCAUAUUACAAGAAAUCAUCCAAGAAAACUACCUUGAUGUUCUUGAACAAGGGGGCAAAAUAGACAUUGAAAGGGUUCAUAGAAUACCCUCUACACUAAAUCCUCAAAAGACAACUCCCAGGAAUGUAAUUGCCAAAUUCCAGAGCUUUCAAGCUAAGGAGAAAAUUCUACAAGUAGAAAAAAAGAGACAAUUCAGAUACCAAGGAGCACCAAUUAGGAUCACACAAGACCUGGCAGCUUCCACACUAAUGGACCCCAAGGCUUGGAACAUGAUAUUCAGAAAGGCAAGGAAAUUGGGUCUCCAACCAAGGAUCACCUAUCCAUCAAAACUAACCAUAUACUUCCAGGGGAAAGUAUGGGAAUUCAACAAAAUAGAAGAUUUCCAAGCAUUUGUAAAUAAAAGACCAGAACUAAGUGGAAAGUUUGAUAUCCAAACACAAAGAUCAAGAGAAACAUGAAAAGGUAAAUAAGAAAGCAAGGGAAAGGGGUAAAAUGUUUUUUUAUUCAAACUUUCUUCUUUAAGGGCCACAAUCAGAUUAAAUUAUAUAUAUUAAUAUAUGGGGAAAAUGUUAUUUCUAACUCUCAAAAAUUGUGUUAAUUAUUAUAGUAAUUGGAACAAUCAUUCACAGGAAGAGAUUGGGGAUAAUAAGUGCUAUAAGAUGAUAUACAAAAAAAGAAAAGGGAGGGAGGCAAUCGAAGAUGUCACCAAGAGAUACUUGAAGAAAUUAAAUAAAUAGGAUAAUCUUUAUCACACAAAGAUAUGGAAGGGGAGGGGAAGAAUACUCUUUUAAGAAGGAGUGGAAGAGAGUGCUAAUAGGUAAUACUUAAACCUCACUCUCAGUAAAAUCAAUUCUGAGAGGGAAGAGCAUCUAAAUCCAUUGGGGUCUUGAAUUCUAUGUUACCCUACAGAGAAAAUGAGAAGGAAAAAUGGAGGGGGGUAGGGCAGAGAGAACAAAAAGGGAGGGAAACAGAGAGGGGAGGGAACUUAAUGGACCCCCCCAAAACAAGAAGGGAACAUGCUGGGAGCCAUCAGGCCACGACGCCUUGACAGAGUCACAUGUGGUAGCUAAGGAGGCCACAGAGUAGCCCUUGGCAAGAUGUGAUUGCCCACUCAGUCCCCCUUACAUGACUUUUCUCAUUAACAUCCCUUACCUAUGGAAUUGACAUGAUUACUAUUCCCCCAGUCUCAGAAGGAAUAAUGCAAGAGCAAAAUACCUGUACCCUAAUUCUCUAAAAUAUUACCAAAAGAUCAGACUCUCAAACCUAAUUCCAAAAGACUAUCAUGCAUUAACUUUUACUUAGACACAUAAUCCCCAGUAAAACCACAGCUACAGGCCAAGCCAGGAACUUUCCCACUCACAGAAACUUAUUCUCAUGAAGCCAGGACACAAAUCAAUCAUAAAGGUCCAUACAAUACCUACAGGUUACACUACAGGUACACUAAGCUUCAAUAUACCUCAUUGACUUGAUUUCACAAACUAGUAAUUCAGAAACUCCCUAGUAAACCCUGAAAAAUGGCCAGUCUAAUAUUAAAUCUGAAUUCUGUUCCCAGUACCUCUCAACCUCAAUGGUAUGAUUGUUGAAUUGUCUUUUAAGAACUUCUGAUCAAUUAUUACUUUUUAUUAAAAGUAAUAAGUAAAUUUCCUUGAUUGCUUGUAAGCUCAAAACUUCUCACAGGAUAAUGAGAAAAUUAAGCCACCUGUGACAAAAUCGUUUAUCUUGUGUGAAACCUUUAUGCUGUCAAGAAUCUGAAAUCACAAUACAAGAAAAUAGAAUGUUAAUCAAGUGAUUUGAUGAACAUUAAUGUAUCACUUUUCCAAUUAUCUCUAUUUAGACAUGUGUUUUAGGUAAUGUAUCUGUGUGCCAAGAAAAUGGGUAUAAAAAUAAACACCAAGCCUGGGGAUGGCAGAGCAGCUAUCAGAUGCAAAGCAUUCCCAUGGCUGUAAAGA